Molecule: messenger RNA, 5028 nt
Organism: Cydia strobilella
Lineage: Eukaryota; Metazoa; Arthropoda; Insecta; Lepidoptera; Tortricidae
Gene: mxt
Product: eukaryotic translation initiation factor 4E-binding protein Mextli
Exons: 13
Coding region: 219-1781 (520 amino acids)
Biological process (GO): positive regulation of translation; regulation of formation of translation initiation ternary complex
Cellular component (GO): cytoplasm; RNA cap binding complex
Molecular function (GO): RNA binding; eukaryotic initiation factor 4E binding; translation initiation factor activity
Source: RefSeq, a predicted model, not a curated record
GUUCUAUGGCAUUCAAUUGUUUUGUCUAAAUGUUUUUCAACGUGCAAAAUAUUAUAUCUCCAUAAAGUCAAAAUUUUUCCAGCUAAUCUGUUUUUAUUGCACAUAAAACCAUUCUAACGAGUAAUGAACACGUAUUGGAUUUGUUCCGAAUUUAUUCGCUAGGAUCAUUGUCAUCACUUUCACUUUUCACGCGCUUUAGUGGUUCUAGUGUGUAUACGAUGCAACAACCAGCAGUCGCCAUGGAUGACACCAUGUCGACUGUAACGAAAAUGACCCGCACGGUUAAAAAACUGGAGGUGCCCAGACCUUUGAAAUCGACGACCAGUUCUGCUCAUAACCGCAACUCUAUAUUAGAUGUCAAAAUAAAUUCUGUGGAUGAUCUAGUAGUGUUGACGGAAGCAGUGGCAUAUGAAAUGAUGCAGGGCAACUAUGACCGUGCACUCCAAAGUAAUGUUUCUACUAUGUAUUCUAACUUAAAGCUUUAUGGGGCACAGCUCGAAGCACUCUACAAAGAUUUUCUUGAUAGAUAUUUUGUUGUGUUCCGCAAUGGUUCGCAGGACGAACGCUUGGACAAGAAAACAAGGCUACAUCUUCUUGAGUUAAUUGAGCUGCGUGCUAAGCAUUGGCAGACUUCAGACUAUAUGAGUCAGUAUUACAGGCACCGUGGCACACACGCAGAGCCACUAUUGGUGCCGACGAUGGAAGGCGCGGGCGGGUCCGUGUCCCCGACGCUGGCUACGCCGCCCGAGCCGCCCGCGCUCCUGCAGCCGGGGGAAGUCAUCAAGCCCUCUGGCAAGUUCCCCAAACCCACCAAGAUCCCCGGCAAGAACUACUCGAAGGAUGAGGUUGUUAUUCGAAAUGCUGAUUCUGGAAAAGUGAUGGGUAUCAAGGGCAGGCGGGUGCACAUGAUCGAGGAGCUAAGCGACACGAUCAUAUCGUUUCAGCGAGUAAGCCCAGGUGCUAAGGAGCGUCUCGUUCAAAUCACUGGACCCAAUGAGGAAAAUGUGAACCACGCGAAGCAUCUGAUCGGCGACACGAUCCGGCGCAACGCGUCGCCGGUGCGGCUGGAGGGCGCGCUGGAGGCCGGCGCCGCCGCCGACGACGACGGCGACGACGCGGACGACGAGCCGCGCGCCAGGGAGAAAUCGCCACACAAUAAUCGAGCUUUACUUCAUAGUUUUUCAACGAACGACGCAGCGUUAGGAGAAUACAAAUACACCGUGACUUUUGGUCAACAUUCCAUCAAAAUCACGGGGCAGAAUCUGGAUCUCGUCAAGACCGCGAAGCUGGUGCUGGACGAGUACUUCGAGAGCGCGGGCGCGCUGGAGGCGUGGGGCGCGGGCUCGGGCGACUUCUUCACGCUGUCGCAGCGCCCGCAGGCCGCGCUGCUGCUGCGCACCGACCCCGAGCUCAACGGCGACCACGACGACGAGGUGUUCGCGCCCGCAGCCACCGGCGCCCAGCGGGAGCCCGCGGCCGACGACGCGGUGCCGCGCCGGCCGCGCUUCUCGCGCGCCGCCUCCACCGACAAGAACCAAGGGCCGGGCGGCGCCGGGGCCGGCGCCGGCGUGCGGCAGACGUACACGUACGAGACGCUGGUGCAGUACGCGGACUCGCCGCUCAGCAAGCUGCCGCCGGCCGGGCUGGCCGCCUUCCCGCCGGAGCUGGCGCGCAAGAGCUGCCUGGAGUUCGACAGCGUCAGCUACCUGAAGAAGGUGCGCGCCGCGGCAGGGACCACCGUGGCCGCCGUGGACGCGCCCGACUCUCCUGAGCCGGAGUAACCAGACCCACAAAGGUGUCUAGCAGCUCGCCCAUUAUAUACCUCACGAUAUAUCGCCAUUUUAUUGUUCACUAUUCUAUAUUCAAAUUUUUGACUAACCCAUACAUACCUAUAUACUCAACCGAUGUCGGGGUUCGCAGGUGGCAAUCUUGAAUCCUACUAUACUAGUAUCAAAUCAGUAGGUAGGUACUCAAGUCAUAUUUUUAGUUUAUUUGCGGCCCAAGACCCCGUAGUCGAUACCUUAAGGCUACGCCCGCACAGACAGGCGGCUUGCUUAGCGUCUAGAGCCUAGCGAGUAGCUAGACUAACGAACAUUCUAUAAUUUUCGCGACCGGCUGCACUGCGCGUUUAGCGCCUAGCUAGUCGCUUAGCGUGUAUCGAAGUAAGCAAACGUUGUGUUUUGUCGGCUAUGUCCGCACAGAAUGCAAGCCACUAUAGCUGGGGAGCCGACGAUGCUAAAUAAAAUGCAAAAUAAAUAAAUAAAUAAUAAAUGUGUAGUGCAAUGUGUAAUUCCCCUCUUGGGCUGCCACCCACUAGGCUCUAGACGCUAAGCAAGCCCCCUGUCUGUGCGGGCGUAGCCUAUGGGAAUGUCUACAAUAGUCCUACCUACAUGUAAAUUUGGAAUGGUUUAUAAAUGACUUGUAUCAUCCAAAGUAAAGCCAAAUUUCAGUGAUAUUUAUAGAAAAAAAAACUACACAAGUUUUUUUUUUACAAUAGAUUUUAUUUUUUCUUUGACGGCGUUUUUAUUAUAGUUAAAUCAAUCAGCAGAUGACGUCGUCAAAAUAAUUUCUAAGCGCGAGAAACUAAGAUUCCUAUUAUACGGCAGCAACAAUAAGCUAGUUACUUAAAUUUAGAAUACUCAUUUAGUACAGUUGCCAUCAGAUAUAUCGGAACGGCUAAGGUUUCAAAAAUAUCUGAACAAAACACAAAACCUCUAUUAUCAAGACGUGACGUGACGUUAAAGUGCAUGUUUAGAUAGGUAUGAACAUCUUGGCCGCUCUGAUGUAUCUGAUAGGACUGUGCAUAAUAAACUUGCAAUGGGCAGCUGUGGGACACGGCACAAAUAAUCAGAGACAUUAUGUAUAGGAUGAUGAGAGAAUUGUAUCAAGUGUAAACAUGUUAACCCGUUUAGAACUACUGACUGCCACUUCCACUUGAUGCGCCGGCACUGAAGUCUUCCUUUUUAUGCACUUUAGGUGUACACAUUAUUACUAAAAGUAUUGACACGCCAAAUUAGAGGGUAUAGGUAUUUAUAUUUCCUUGACUAGUAUUUACCUCAUAUCAUUAAACUUGUUUUAAGAAUGCUUUGAACUUGGUUUUGGACACUCAGGCCAGAACGCUGUUCACAGCCAUAGUUGAUCUCCUGAGAGUAUAUUUUUUAUAAAAAUUAACGCACUCCAUGCAUGAGUAGCCUCCGAAUUGUUCAUUUUCAGAUGGAAAUAUUAAAGGUUGCUAAUCUCUACACCAAAGAUUUAUUGAUUGUAUGAGAUGUAUAAAGUCUAAGUAUUUUUUUUACAUAUCCCUAAUUUAGAUACAGCUAAAGGUGUUGAUGUAUGGCGCCGUGUUUUAUGGUAACUGAGGGCCUACAUCAAACCACGUUCGUCGUGUUGCCUCCCUGUCACACUUACGUAAGAAUUUACAAGUGCGACAGAGAGGCAACACGUCGAACGUGGUUCGCGGUAGGCCUUCUGAAUUGUCGGAGGUUAACAUUUAACAUUACCGCAUUAUUGGAGCCGUACCGCGCCAUCUAUGUUUGCUAUCAAAUUCGAAGCAAGAAUUUGUCAUAAUCAUAAACGUUAUACAUUUUCCAAACAAUAAAUCGUUGCCCUGAAAAUGUGAUGUGUUGUGAAUGUGUUUCACUAGAUGGCGUCAUGAUAUGACAGGUUGUGUGUUGAACUAUUGACCCCAAUCGCGAUCAAUCGAAACUCUUCAUGAGGCAUUAAUUUGUGGUGAUUAGCAAUCAUUUAUUUACUCGUCUCUGGUCUUACUCAAAAUAUUUGACCACUCCUAAUAGACCGUGUAUUUCGUUCCAAUCAUUACGUAGUUUCCAUACGAACUUAGUCACCUAUGUACAGUCAGCAACGUGUAUAUUCACGACUUCACUUUUUGUUGUAUCUUUCGUAUUGACUGGUGCUAUUUCUGCUGACUGUGCCUAUCUGACAGUGGCGCAAUCAUUAUACCUACAAUGUAGGUACAGUGAGUCGCAUAAUUGCGUGGACAGAUUAGUGAUUACUAAUAAAUUCAUUCAUAGUGGCCAUGCAAUUUUGCGGCUAUUGUAGGUGUAGGUGUACCUACAUAAUCAGGAAGCUAUUUUCCGGUGUUUAAACAGUGAUGUUCAUCGCAGAGAAUGAUUACUGAUCACUACGCAAAUAAAACAUUUCAGACUAGUUUACACUGUAUCUUUUGUAAGAGUCCAUUUUAUUUACUUUUGUAUAUAUUGACUGUAACGGGCCUCGGUCCGGAUGUCAGAGUGAUUCCAUUUACUAUAAGACGAAUGCAUGCAUUUCUUUUGAGUGUCUGUGUGAUCAUUUUCAGACUUUGUAAUUAGUGUCUAGUCUCGACGAGUAGUUUUAUCGAUUCUCACUAUUUCGUAAGUGCUAUAUCUUGAAGAAAGCCUGGCAAUUCAUUAUUAUAAAUAUAUAUUAAAUGACUGUUGGAGUUGGUAGAAAAAUAAUAUUAAAAUAUAUUUUAGAUGUAGAUUUAUUUUUAACCAUUAGAACUAUUGCAAUUGCUGUGCACUAAACCAAAUAAUUGUUGAUUUCGUAAAUCUAUCUAAACUAACAUGUUUAUUUCUUAUUGGAGUCUAUUUAUUGUUAUGGUAAUUGGCAGGCUUUCUUUAAACCAGUUUUUAUUUCUUUUGGUUGUCUAAAGAAAAAUAAAAAGUAUAUUUUAGUAAGACUGUUCAUUUCAAUUAAAAAAUUGGCAUAAAGCUCGAUCAAGAUGGGUUGUAACGAGGUUUUUAUAAGAAAAUUAUUUACACGUUAAUGAUAUCCUUAGGGAGUCCUCAAAUGCACAGAUUUAUUGCCGUAGAUUAAUAAAUAUAUUAGAACCUUUAUAUUCGUUUACUUUAUACUCGGUACUUUGAACAAGUAUUGUCAUUAAAGGGGUAAUAGGUUACUUAUUACCUAUUUAGAUAUUAUGUUCACCUCAUGUAAAAAAAUAUUUACAGUUUUUUAUGAAACAAGGUAAAGCGUUAUAUUAUGUAUAAUAUUACUAAAUUUUCUAAUAAAUAUGCGUUUUAUUUUUAA